Messenger RNA from Xyrichtys novacula (pearly razorfish), 4081 nucleotides. NCBI's taxonomy places the organism in Eukaryota, Metazoa, Chordata, Actinopteri, Labriformes, Labridae. The record is from the annotation of a GenBank genome assembly.
AUCACGCGAGAUUAUGACGCUAUACACGCGGAAACUGUUUAUUUUAGCAGCGGUUGUUCAGGGUUUAGCUUCGAUUCUUUAAGAUUUUUCUACUUCAGGCGUAGUUAUCAGAUUUUACAUCUUUAUUCGAGUCGGCCAGGAUGGGAAAAGCUGAUUUUCUCUCCCCGAAGGCCAUAGCCAACCGAAUAAAGUCUAAAGGUCUUCAGAAAUUGAGAUGGUAUUGCCAGAUGUGUCAGAAACAGUGUCGAGAUGAGGUGAGAUGUUCGUUUAAAUCACAUUAUUCCAUUCACCUGUGUUGUCUUUUUAGUAUUUUAAGCUUAUUUCUGCCUCUGUUUGUUGACAGAAUGGUUUUAAAUGUCACUGCAUGUCAGAGUCUCACCAGAGGCAGCUGCUGUUGGCCUCAGAGGACCCAAACAAGUUCAUGGACUAUUUCUCUGAGUGAGUUGGAGUCAUUUAUUUUACAUUUAAUGAAGAAAGAACAUCUCAUUCUUACAUUUUUGUUUCUUUUCUUCUAGUGAGUUCAAAAGUGACUUCUUGGAGCUGCUCAGGAGACGUUUUGGUGAGUCCCACUUCUUAAAAACUUUCCACACUUAUAGCCUUUAAACUGUGUUCACACCAUAUGACUCUAUAUAGAAAAGUAUAGACAGUCUGUGGUUCUCACCUGUGUUUCUGUUUACCUCUGCAGGGACUAAACGCGUGCACAACAACAUCGUCUACAAUGAGUACAUCAGCGACAGAGAGCACGUCCACAUGAACUCCACACAGUGGGAGACCCUGACUGACUUCACCAAGUGGCUCGGAAGAGAAGGUGGAUUUCCAGACACUAGAGAUGAAUAACUGAACAGAUAUCGAUUGAUAGAUGCUGUAUUGAUUCUGAGGGAGAUUCAGAUGUCUAACAGCUUACAAAACACGUCACGUGACAGAUUGGCCAACAUCAACUUCAAUAUUAAUGGGCUGAAAUUUAGUCUUUGAAAACAUUUAAACAAAAACUGCUGAAUAAUUUCUAUUGAUUUUUUCAUCAAUCAUCCAGAAAUUCAGAUUAAAUCUUUUCAAGAGUCAAAACUGAAUCUGCAAAAAAAAUAUUGACUAUUACAAUACAAGUCUUAAAUGAUACAUAAAGUAAGAUUAAAAAGAGAAAAAUUUCAUUUGUACUUAACGAUUCUUUUUAAAUCUUAUAAAAGUAAACCUGUACAAAAUUUAGUUUUUUUAACUUUUUAACUCCUCCCUCAGAGACUCUGACAUCCUCAGUCAGUAGUCCUUACCUGGACUCUGCUCACUGUUUUACAUGAAUACAAUGUUACUAUUUGUGUUGUUUAUAGUUUAAAUACUUGUAUAUUAUCUCUAUAUUUUAACUUAUUUUAUCUAUAUUAUCUAUUAUUUAUCUCCUCUUUCACUGUAUUUGCACUGGAGUACUGUGAAAUAAGCAAUUUCCCCCUGGGGAUUAUUAAAAUGUUUUUUUAUUCUUAUUCUGAACAUUAAAACCCACACCAGCAUUUUAUUCAACCUGUGUAAUACUGGAAUUUAACAUGUAAAAACCUGAAUUUAAAACUGCAAAAAUUUACAGUUGACAUUUUAUAGGUUCAAAUUUUAAAGUUAAGUCUUUGCCAAUAAAUAACUAUUACCUGGUGUUUCUGAGGUGUCUAAUUCUGCUGGAUGUUCCUGAUAGGUUUCUGUAAGGUCGACGAGACUCCCAAAGGCUGGUACGUCCAGUACAUCGACCGCGACCCCGAGACCAUCCGCAAACAGGAGGAGCAGGCGAGGAAGAAGAAGCAGGAACUGGACGACGAGGAGCGGAGCGCCAAGUUUAUCGAAGAGCAGGUCCGCAGAGGCCGAGACAGCAAGGAGCCGGAGGUGAGUUUGGGCUAAAAGACAGUCUGAGGCUUUGCUCAAGUUGGUCAAAAGGACUUCAACCAUGCCUUCCCUUUAAUUAUGUUUUAUCCUGUAGGAGACUCCACAGUACACUGAGCUUAAACGAGAGAGUGAGGAAGAAAAAGGUGAGUAUUUCUGUGAUUUGAAUUAUGAUCAGUCCUCUUAAAACAAACUAAAAUAGAGCGUCCUGUUCUACUGUUCUUCUGCAGUUGCGUUCUCCCUUGGUGCUUCUGCUUGUGUAGCCGGUCCCUCCAAAUCCAGGUACAGAUGAGCGUUUGGUUAAUUCUGAUUAUUACACUGGAACUCUUUGAGUAGUCUGUCUGAGGUUGUUUGUGUCUCCUUGUAGUUCAGCCCUGGGGGCCAGCGCUCUCAAAGCAGCAGCAUCCUCCACCAAGAGGAAAGACCCGUCCUCAGGGUCGGACUUCAGGGCGGAGAAGAAAAAGAAAUCUGCUCUGGAGGAGAUCAAGGAGGUAGAGAUGAUUAUUGUUUUGUCAUUUUUGAUUUGUGGUUGAUUUCACAAUUAUUCUGUACUGAGAUUAAAUUUAUCUUCUUUAGAUGGAGGAGAAAAGGAGGAAGAAGCAGUCAGUCAGGACAGAUUACUGGCUGCAGCCCAACAUUGUGGUCAAAGUCGUCACCAAGAGGCUUGGGGAGAAAUACCAUAAGAAGAAGGCUGUUGUCAUGGUAACAUGGUUUUGUUUAAUAUGAUUAAUGUGUGGUAAAAGAUCGAUUUUUGUCACUAACAGUGGAGGAUUCCUUUUUUUGUAGGAGGUAAGAGACAAAUAUGGAGCGGUGGUGAAGAUGAUCGACUCUGGUGACAAACUGAAACUGGACCAGAAUCACGUGGAGACGGUCAUACCUGCUCCAGGUGAGCCACCAAACCACAUCAACUCUAAGAGUCUACAGGAAAACAUGACAGAUGAUGAAACAUGGUCUUUGAACAUCUUCAUGUUUGGUGUCUCUCCCUGCAGGUAAACAAGUUUUGGUCCUGAACGGUCUUUACAGAGACACAGAGGCUGUGCUGGAGGGGAUAGACGAGAAAAACUUCUGCGCUUCACUCAUGCUAGACUCCGUAAGUACUUUAAAGCUCCAGGUUACCGUAUUACUGCAGGUACAAAAUUGAAUACCUUUACUUUACUUGCCAGCUUUUAGUUGGUCCUCAGGUUAGGCUGUAAAGUUGACUUGAGAGGCUGUAACAUCAAACACUCUCAAGAAAAGUUAGGAUCUACAUUCACACCUUUCCUGUGACCUCAAUACUUUGACAUAAAGUCAAGACUCGUGGCAGAUAAAGCAAAAAUCGUACUGUUACGUGCACAUGCUAAUACUGGUAUAUGAGUAUGUAUUUAUUGACAUAAGUGAGCUAACCCUGUACAUGGACAAAAUUUUGAAAAGAGAAAAUCUGACCAAAUAAAGCUGUUGUAAAAAUCUUCAUAAAAUUUUUUGUUCUAAAGAUUUAUUUUCAGGCCUUUUACCUUUAUUUGGAGAAGACAGAAUUUGAGGAUUUCAACAUGCAUAGUACAUAAUAUCUUUGGAAUAUCUGGAAAAAUCCCUACAAAAGGGACGGAGCCAAAAACUAAAGCUAGACAGCAGUGAUCUUCAGGCCCUCAGGUGGCUCUGCAGUCAUGACUCUGUAGUGGAGAUCACCACAUGGGCUCAAAAUCACUUCCAACAUGUCUGUGCUGCAACUACAAAUGCAAGCAAAAUGGAAAACCAUGGUCCAAUGGCUCAAAAUUGGAGUUUGCUCUUUUGAAACACUUUGAAAAUUGGUCUCCUUGGUUCCCAGACAAUGACCUAAAAUGAGCUUAUAUUUUCAUGAUUCGGUUUUUGCACAAUGUUCUUGGAAAUGUGGGGUUUAAAUGAUAUGCAAACCAUCAUACUUUGUUUCAUUGACAUCUUACAAAGUACACCUUCUGUCAUGUUCAGGGUCAGCACAAGGGCAAAAGAGUGGACGUGGCCUAUGAGGACUUCUCGAAACUGGCCUAAACCCAAAUCUUUCAGUUUUAAUCUCAGGCAGCCGCUCGGCUGAGAGACUCUACUGUGUCAGAGUUUACCUUUCUUUUACUCACCUGUACAUAAACAUAUCCCACAAUGCUACACCAGCAAGAGAAACUCAGAGAGCAAUGUGUUCAACUUGUUUUUUAUUUUGUAUUAAUGUUCAAGUUGAUCCUAAAUUUGCAGAUGUACAUUUUCUCCGAAUAAAUGUUAUCAAAAGUGA